UUAGAUCUAUCUUAUAUUUCGUUUAUGACUAUAAUAUUUCUGAAAUCGUUGAAUGUUGAAUCACAGUGCAGACAACCUUUUUGUGUUCAACAUAGGACAUGAACGACGCUUCGCAUCAUUGCAAUAGACAUAAUGGAUCAAGAACUUAUUGAAAAAUUUAUAGAAGUGACGGGGGAAAGUGAGGCAACAGCUCGUCAGUAUUUAUCAUUAGCUGAUGGAAAUGUAGAAACUGCAAUAAGUUUAAUGUUUGAUGGUAGCCAAGCACCUGAACCAUUAUGUACACCUGAUCCAGAACCAGAAGUGAGACCUCCUAUUUUACCUAUGCAGGAAGUAUUAGUGCCAUCUGGUCCAAUAUGUUCUCUUCCAAGAUUGUCCACUAAUGUAUUUGACAGAUUCAGAGAUUUUGCUGUAGAGACUCAACGGCAAGAAGAAGAAAUGGCCCGAAAAGUAGCCGGAGUUAAACAAAUAUCUUAUUGUAAAUCAAAAAGAUUGGAAGAUUUAUUUCGUCCACCAUGUGAUAUUCUCUUUCUGGGUUCUUUUAUGGAAGCCCGUGAACAUGCCAAAUCAUUAAAUCGUUGGUUACUUGUAAAUAUUCAAAAUCCUCAAGAAUUUUCUUGUCAAAUCCUUAAUAGAGAUGUAUGGUCCAAUCAACAAAUUCAAGAAAUUGUAAAGGAUCAUUUUGUUUUGUGGCAAGUUUUGUCAAAUACAAGUGAUGGAAAUCGCUACGUUCAUUUAUAUGAUGUAUAUGAAUAUCCUUAUGUAGCAGUAAUAGAUCCUAGGACAGGAGAAUGUAUGAAAACUUAUAAUCAUAUUACUGUAGAUAUUUUAAUAUCUGCUUUAAAUGAUAUGUUGAGCUCUCAUCCAUCCCCAGAAUGUGUAUCAAGUGAUUCAGUUCAUUCUAAAGAAUGGAAUAAUUGCACUGCCACAACAACAAAAGAAUGUUCUUCAUCUAAUUCAUCGGAUUGUAGUAAUAAUACUAUUAAGGCAUUUAAACAUACAAUUGACAACUUAAAUGACACAGAUAAUAUAGAUAUUAAGAAUGAUCUAACAUCUAUUCAAAGUUCAAGUACAAAUAUAUCUCUUGAUACAUUUGAAAAUAUAAGUAAAAAAAGGAAAAUGAACGAAUCAGAUGAAGCAAAUCAGGAAACAAAUUCAAAGGAUGAACAAUCAUAUAAAUUGAAAUCCGAUUUUAACGAAAUUAAAAGCGACAAUGAAUCUGUUAUAAGACUUUGUUUAAGACUGCCAAAUGGUAAGAAAGAAACAGUGUCAAUGUCCACCACUGAUACAAUAGAAAAAUUCAUAAAUAGAAUGGAAGAUAUGGGUUAUGCAUCAACCAAUCAUACUUAUUUAGUACCAUUUCCGAAAACAAAUAUUGGAGCGCUUCCACCACAAACAUAUUUAUCAGAUACGAUUUUAUUUCCAGCAAACACAGUAUUUAUAACAAAGAUAUAGUGGUCUAUUAGGUAAGUACCUUUGUGUUGUUUUGUUUCAAAAAAUUAAAUGAUGUUUAAAUAAAAAAAAUGUUAUGCUCUAUUGCAGAUGAUACAUUAUAGCGCGAGUAUCUCUUUUUAUCUUAUUACAUUAGGAGAAAAUAUAUUAUAAGUUCGAUAAAUAUUACGAAUCUUAAAGUAUAUAGAAAUGCAUUGUGACCAUAAAUGUUCAAUUUAUUUGUGUAUAAUUCCAAAAUCAUUAUAUUUGUCAAUAUUCAAUAAUUCUUAAAAUAUUUUACAUAAAAUGAAUGAAUUAUAAAAAUUUGAUUUUAUAUAAAUGGAAACGAAAUUAUA
Apis laboriosa (Himalayan honeybee) is the source of this 1784-nucleotide messenger RNA. RefSeq names its product UBX domain-containing protein 7. The transcript is spliced from 10 exons. NCBI's taxonomy places the organism in Eukaryota, Metazoa, Arthropoda, Insecta, Hymenoptera, Apidae. The record is from RefSeq and is a predicted model, not a curated record. Bases 133 to 1452 code for a protein of 439 amino acids. Gene Ontology annotation, biological process: proteasome-mediated ubiquitin-dependent protein catabolic process. Gene Ontology annotation, molecular function: ubiquitin binding. Gene Ontology annotation, cellular component: nucleus.